Molecule: messenger RNA, 918 nt
Organism: Dictyostelium purpureum
Lineage: Eukaryota; Evosea; Eumycetozoa; Dictyosteliales; Dictyosteliaceae
Exons: 3
Coding region: 1-918 (305 amino acids)
Source: RefSeq, a predicted model, not a curated record
AUGGAGCAAAUAAAAUAUUUUCAUCAUUGCACCAAUAAAGAAAGUGCAAAAUUAAUAAAGGAAUAUGGUACAAUUAGGUAUUUAGCAGAUGAUUUGUUUUUUAAUGGGUCAGUAUCCGAGGUUAAUGCACCAAAGGUAUUUUUUUUAGAAUGUUAUAAAUAUCAAGGAAGAGAUAUUUUUAAAACAACAUAUCCAAGAGAUUUAAAGGUUGGGGAUGAAUCAUACAUGUUAAAAUUUCCAAUAAAGAAAAGUCACUCUAAAAGAUACAACUAUUAUUUAAUUGAAGAUGCUGGUGCAACAGAGGAGGUUAAACAUCAUAAAAUAUUCAUGGUUCAUAUAAAAAAUAAAGAAGGUUUAAAUUAUGCAUUAUUAAAAAACUAUAGAUUAUUGGAUAUUAACAAUAACGAAUAUUUUAUGUUUAAUAAAGAGGAUAAAAAAUGGUACACCAUUCAAUACACAGACGAAAAUAAAGUUAUUGUUGAUAUUGCAUAUUGUGGCAAAACAAUUUUUCCUAAAAAGAGCCCUUUUAAAAUGCAAUAUAUUACUGGAGUUGAAAAGAGAAAUUCAGUUUUUUAUGCAAUUCAUACAGAAAACAAGGAAAAGAUAGAGUAUGAUGUAAAAGAAAAAAAAGUAUUUUCAUUUACAAUUAAAACAAAAUUAAAAGAGGUUAAUUUAUUAUCUGGUAGGGUAAAAAAGGGUUCAAAAGAAAAUAAAUAUUUAUCAAAAUACUAUAAAACUUCAAUUAAAUGUAAAAAUGGGGAUUUAAAACAAUUCAGUAUAUGUUUUAAUGAAGAUGCUUUCAUUGAUAUUAAAGAUAUAGAACAUGUUACCAAAACUUGUAAAUUAAAAAAAAAUAAAUUAAAUAUAUAUACACACUUUAACCAAUUGGUUAUUUUAUCAUUGGUUUAUUCAAACUAA